This is a messenger RNA of Magallana angulata, 6085 nucleotides long. Its product is annotated as probable phospholipid-transporting ATPase IA. Gene Ontology annotation, biological process: phospholipid translocation. Gene Ontology annotation, molecular function: ATPase-coupled intramembrane lipid carrier activity; magnesium ion binding; ATP binding. The transcript has 41 exons. The record is from RefSeq and is a predicted model, not a curated record. The coding region runs from base 1 to 3705 and encodes 1234 amino acids. Gene Ontology annotation, cellular component: plasma membrane. NCBI's taxonomy places the organism in Eukaryota, Metazoa, Mollusca, Bivalvia, Ostreida, Ostreidae.
AUGUCAACAAACCUUCCAACUUCAAAGGCUGGUGAUGCCAUUGGAGACAACUCCACAUUGAUGAACAGGACGCCAUCGGACGGACGAACUGCUCGGGGAGAUGUGAUUUCACAGGACACUUGUGCUAGGACUCUGCAAGUCAUCAAAACAAGAGAUCAAGGAAAAUCUAUGUUCUAUAAGAGUCAUCUAGAAAGAUGUUUCCGACAGACAGGUCAGAGGAGUGGAUCACUGGAUGAGUGUGUUAUAGAAAGAAUGGCUGAGAAAAGCCAGGAUUUCACUGAUUUUGGGAGCAGUAUAGAUGAAUACCAUGCAAUGCAUGAUGGACUUGGCUCUGAGACCACAGAGGAGGUGGAACCCCAGAAACAGCGAGUGAUCUAUGUCAACGCUCCACAGCCUGUCAAGUACUGCUACAACAAGAUCAGCACAGCCAAAUAUAGCUUUCUGACAUUUCUCCCAAAGUUCCUGUUUGAACAAUUUAGGAAAUAUGCCAACAUCUUCUUCCUUUUCAUCUCAUUAUUACAGCAAAUCCCCACUGUGUCCCCCACUGGUCGGUACACUACAGCGGUCCCCCUACUGCUUAUACUCAGUAUCUCAGCCCUCAAAGAAAUCAUUGAAGACUUUAAACGACACAGACAGGAUGAUGAAGUUAAUAACAGGGAAGUAUUAGUUUUACGCAAUGGAAUUUGGACAAAAGUCCGUUGGUUGGAUGUCCUUGUGGGUGACCUUGUCAAGGUCAUCAGUGGCCAGUUCUUCCCAGCUGACAUGAUUUUGUUGUCAUCAAGUGAACCACAGGCUAUGUGCUACAUAGAAACCUCAAAUUUGGAUGGAGAGACAAAUCUCAAGAUAAGACAGGGUCUCCCUCAGACCUCCAAACUUCUCACCCAUGAAGAUCUGCUGGAGUUGACAGGGACGGUGGAGUGUGAAUUACCCAACAGGCAUCUGUACGACUUUGUGGGGAACAUACGUCCCUCGGGGAGAAUGGCCAUCCCCCUGGGUCCAGAUCAACUUCUGCUGAGAGGAGCCAUGCUUAGGAAUACUAAGUGGAUAUUUGGAAUUGUCAUCUACACUGGUCAUGACAGUAAACUAAUGUUGAAUUCCACAUCAGCACCAUUAAAAAGAUCACAUGUAGAAAAGGUCACCAACAAUCAGAUUCUGUUUCUGUUUUGUGUGCUGAUCGUCCUGUCCCUGGCAAGCACCAUAGCCAACAGAGUAUGGACCUCAUGGCACGUUGACAAGGACUGGUACCUGGCAUAUCAAGACUCUCCACCCAGUAACUUUGGUUACAACUUCCUGACCUUUAUCAUCCUGUACAACAACCUGAUCCCGAUCAGUCUACAGGUCACGCUGGAGGUCGUCAAGUUCAUUCAGGCCAUCUUCAUUAACUGGGAUUUGGACAUGUACCAUGCAGAGACAGAUACACCCGCCAUGGCUAGGACGUCUAAUCUCAAUGAGGAACUGGGACAGGUGAAGUACAUCUUCUCAGAUAAGACUGGGACCCUCACACGGAACAUCAUGGUGUUUAAAAAGUGCAGCAUUGCUGGAAUACCUUAUGGGUGUGGGGAAGAUGAAGUGCAUGGCUUUAGUGAUCCAUCACUGAUAGAGAACUUAAAAAGAAACCAUGUUACGGCCCCAGUUAUCCGGGAAUUCCUGACCCUUAUGGCUGUGUGCCAUACGGUGGUGCCAGAAAACAAAAAUGGAGAUCCGAAUGCCAUGGAAUACCAGGCCUCCUCUCCAGAUGAAGGUGCUCUUGUGAAGGGUGCUAAAGAAUUGGGCUUCUUCUUUAAAACUAGGACACCUAACACAGUUACCGUGGAAGUGAAUGGAAAUGAUGAGGAAUAUGAAAUCUUGAAUGUGUUAGAAUUUACAAGCACCAGAAAGAGAAUGUCAGUGGUGGUCCGUACCCCCUCAGGGGAGAUCAAGCUUUUAUGUAAAGGAGCCGAUACAGUGAUUUAUGAGCGGCUGGAUGACAAACAGAUGUACAAGGAUAUAACAAUACAGCAUCUAGAGGAGUUUGCCACCUUGGGGCUUCGCACAUUAUGCAUAGCCUCAGCAGAUGUAACAGAGGAAUUCUAUGAUGAAUGGAAGCACACUUACUACAAAGCUAGCACAUCACUUCAGAACAGGGACAAAAAACUAGAGGAGGCAGCAGAACUCAUUGAAAGGAAUCUCCGACUUCUUGGUGCUACAGCCAUUGAGGAUAAACUUCAGGAGGGUGUUCCUGAAACCAUCUCCAAUCUGUCUAAAGCAGACAUAAAAAUCUGGAUCCUUACUGGAGACAAACAGGAAACAGCCAUUAACAUAGGAUAUUCUUGCCACUUGCUAACACAAGGGAUGCCACUCCUGAUCAUCAAUGAACACAGUCUGGAUGGAACUCGAGAGACUCUGAGGAGACAUGUUCAGGAUUUUGGUGACCUCCUCUGUAAAGAAAACGAUGUGGGCCUAAUUAUUGAUGGACAGACUCUGAAGUAUGGUCUGUCUUGUGACUGUAGAAAAGACUUCCUCGACAUAGCUGUGUCCUGUAAAGCGGUCAUCUGUUGUAGGGUGUCACCUUUACAGAAAGCAGAGAUUGUAGAAUUGGUCAAAGACUCAGUCAAAACAAUCACCUUGGCCAUAGGUGAUGGUGCUAACGAUGUAGGGAUGAUUCAGGCAGCACAUGUGGGGGUAGGAAUCAGUGGCGUGGAGGGGUUACAGGCAGCGUGUGCCUCAGAUUACGCAAUCGCUCAGUUUCGAUUCCUGAAUAAGUUACUGUUGGUUCAUGGAGCAUGGAGCUAUUACAGGCUGUGUAAACUUAUUCUCUACUCCUUCUACAAGAACAUCUGCCUCUACGUCAUAGAGUUUUGGUUUGCUAUUAUGAAUGGCUUCUCUGGACAGAUUCUGUUUGAGAGAUGGAGUAUAGGUUUUUAUAAUGUGAUAUUUACGGCUGCCCCACCUUUAGCGAUGGGUCUCUUUGACCGUAUUUGUAGUGCAGAGAGCAUGAUGAAGUUCCCAGCUCUCUACAAAGCUUCCCAGAAUGCCGAGCUCUUCAAUGCUAAGGUUUUCUGGAUGUGGAUCUUUAAUUCUUUGUUUCACUCUAUUCUUCUGUUCUGGCUUCCAGUUCUUACUCUUCAACAAGAUAUUGCGUUUUCCAAUGGACAAUCAGGGGGUUACCUCUUCCUAGGAAACUUUGUAUAUACAUAUGUUGUGGUGACAGUGUGUUUGAAGGCUGGUCUUGAGACAAGUGCUUGGACCUGGCUGACUCACCUAGCCAUAUGGGGCAGUAUAGCCAGCUGGUUUCUGUUCCUCCUGGUGUACAGCCAUAUCUAUAUGAUUGUGGACCUGGCUCCAGAGAUGCUGGGCAUGGACAUUGUAUACCGAUGUUCCAUUUUCUGGAUGGGUCUUAUUAUUAUUCCCUUUAUCUGCCUCAUUAGGGAUGUCACGUGGAAAGCAUACAAGAGGACAAUGCACAAGACACUGAAAGAAGAAGUUCAGGAGAAAGAAAAACUGCACGAGGACCCUACACCUGUUGUCAUUAAAAUGACUAAGAAAAGGUUGACGGAGACUGCCCGUCUUCUGCGGAAUGUGUUCACACGCUCAUCUAACAGGAUGCAGACGGCCUCUGAGCAGCCGCAUGGUUUUGCAUUCUCACAAGAAGAAAAUGGAGUACUUACUCAGGCUCAACUGAUACGUGUUUAUGAUUCCACCAAAAGCAAGCCAGAAGGGUUAUAAUGUCUCACAAUCAACAACCUGGAUCCAUGGUUUCUCAGAAGUCAGGACAACUGUCCAGGAUUCACAGUGAUGGGAAAUCUCUGGGACCAAGUGCAAUAUAUCUUCAUAUCAUCACCUUUUUUGAUUUCACACUCCUAUCCUCACUCGUAAACAUCAACAAUGCUCUGAAGCCACAAAAAUAACAUAAACAUUGAUCUGAUACAUCUGAACUAUUAAGAUAUGUACAUUGCUUGAUUCUGACAGUCUGUAAACUAUCCUGCUUGUCCUACGUUGAACAGGCUGAUGGCUGUGUAGUGUUUUAUUACCUCAGUUAAGGAUUUUAUUUUUGAUAGAUUUUUUUGAUAAUUCACAUGUACAGAGUUCAAAGAUUCCCAGCUACAUGUACAAAUUGAAACCUUUAAUUUUCAUCCACUCGCCUCAUCCUUAAAAUGUUGGCUCAGUAUUAAUGAAUGCCGGCCUGUGUGUCUUCAGUGUUACAGUUUGUCUAGCCAAGCUAGUGUGGAUGUCUUUAGUUUUGUUAGUAAUUAUUUAUUGUUUUGUUUAUGUAAUAUAUACAUGCAUUGUUGUUAUUAUAUGAUUUACUAUGUGUACAUGUAUGUAUUUUAUGGUCAAUUUUAUGUUAAGUGCUGUUUAUGACUUAAUUCUGAAAGUUGUUUGGUGAUAGUGAUGUACUAGGGGUAUUGGAAUAAAACAGUUAAGACAUUGACACCCUACCUGCUUCAGCAAUGCACUUACUGAAAGAUCAUUGGGUAAUGAUACAAUAUGUAUGUACAGUAUGAACACAACUCUUAUCAAACCAUUGAAAACGCCCUUUUGUAAGGAGAGAAAGCAUGUUGAGGUCGAAACACCAUAGGUGUCUCUUCAAGUGUUAUAAUUUCAAUGGUUUUAAUAUCAUUCUUUUGUAUAAUUGGAUGAAAAUUAAUAAUAUGUAGAAAUAAUUUUAAUCACUUUGGCUUUGAUGCUACAGAAAACUUUUACCAAGGAUAUUGAAAGAUUAAAAGCACUGUAAUUUUGGCCUCCCUUUCCUUUUAUAUAACAUUCUGGUUUUGAGAAAGGGUGCUUACUCUAAAGCUGGGACAUAAACUGGUUCUCUAGUCCAUAAUCACUUUGUAAAGUAGUAGGGUGAAGGUCAGAGUAUUGCCACUGUAAUAUAGGGAACAUUUUUUUACUCAAAUGCUCAUUUGUAUGAUGAUUGACAUUUAUAUACAGUGUAGCUCACUCACAGAAAGUUCAUGUUAGCUACACUAAGUGUUUCACUUCAUGCACAUGUAUCGCAGGAUUUCCAAAGUUCAGAACAUCUACGUUCAUAUUCAUAACACAUAAGUCUCCGUGAUUUUGUAUUCAAAUGAUGAAGCGGGGAAGGUACCAGUUAUUUACUGUAAGUACAGAUUUAUCCUUAAAAAAUGUCAAUAACUAAUCAUCUUGGUGUAUUUGAUGACAAAAAACACACCUCCUCAUAUAUGGAGGUUGUUCUCUUCAAUACAUGUACCAGUAAAUUAAAGAAGUAUGUGUUUUGUUGUGGUUUUAAAGGUAAAAUUUCAAGUUUAAGGGGUUUCAACACCAAUUUCAAAUAUAAAGUAAGUAGAUGUUUUGGGGGUUUGGGUUUUUAUUUUUUAAGAAAUUGCAGCCUUAGAGUAAAGAUUACUGUAAGUUUUAGUUAGGCCACACCAAUAUAAUUACUUGUUUGUCGAAUAUCCUGUGAAAAAAGGUACAAGCGAUUAAGAAAUAAAAUUAUUAUUUUUUUGUUGCCAACAUUUUUAGGCAGUACUUAAAUAAAUUUGUGCGGACGGUAAUAUUUUUUCUACUUGAUUCUGAUUUAUAAAUUAGAACUAUUUAAAAUGCCAAAAAUAGAGUGGAGAUAGAACAGAGAACAGCACAGAAUUUCCUGGAUGCGGGAAAUUAAUAAUGAUAUUAUUUGUAUAGUUUAAUUUAAAUACGAGCACGUGGGAUCCAACGAGCAAGAAAUUUUAUUGGUGUGGCAUUGAUAUUGGAUCAUAUUAUCAUAGGAUAGAUCAUAUUCUCAUCCAUCAGCAUUCUAUUUGUGUUUUCUCAUUCUUGAAUUAGAAAAUGUAUGGUUUAGAGUUAUUCUUCUCAAAAUUAAAAUAAAGUCUUCUCAGUAUUUUUAUUCAAUGAGAAUUGUUUAAAUAUUGUUGGGGCUAUUUUUCCCCACUCAAUGUGUAUCCAGUCAGCAGGUUGUAUCGUACGUUGAAAAUUGUAGAGAUUGACUUUGCCUAUUAGUAGUUAGGAUAAAUUUUUCUCUUUCUCUGUGAUUUCCAGUAUUUGAUAAUUAAAAUUUAAGAUUAUGUUUCCUAUUCUUGUAGUACACUAACAAAGAAUAUGCUUGAUUGGUAAUAAACAUUUUUUUAAACUAAUAAGUUGU